Messenger RNA from Aspergillus campestris IBT 28561, 360 nucleotides. RefSeq lists its product as uncharacterized. NCBI's taxonomy places the organism in Eukaryota, Fungi, Ascomycota, Eurotiomycetes, Eurotiales, Aspergillaceae. The record is from RefSeq and is a predicted model, not a curated record. The coding region runs from base 53 to 286 and encodes 77 amino acids. The transcript is spliced from 2 exons.
UCCCACCCAGACCGAAACACCAAGCCACUCCACCACGAAAACAACUUUAAAAAUGAAGCUGUCUACUAUCCUCCUGGCCAUUGUUGCCACCGUCUCCGCCAACGCCGCCCCCGACGCUGAGGUCGCUAAUGCCUGCGGUGUUAGCAUCUGUCCCGGGGCCGUUGACACGAGGACUUACGGCAAGUGUCCUGUGGACUGUAUGGUAUCGCCCUGCAACAUAUACCGGUGUGGAAACAAUAAAAGGAUGUUCUGCGGAGCAAACAAGAAGAGUUGCAAGUGGCUAUAAGGGGGGGCUUUUUAAUAUGUCGAACUGCAGUCGUGCUUUUGUAUCAAUAUUAGAUAUAAACAAAAAAGAGGCCU